Molecule: messenger RNA, 4077 nt
Organism: Quercus lobata
Lineage: Eukaryota; Viridiplantae; Streptophyta; Magnoliopsida; Fagales; Fagaceae
Product: zinc finger BED domain-containing protein RICESLEEPER 2-like
Exons: 8
Coding region: 206-3688 (1160 amino acids)
Molecular function (GO): DNA binding; hydrolase activity; protein dimerization activity
Source: RefSeq, a predicted model, not a curated record
GUGGUCCAAUCCGGUCUGGUCCAGUCCAGUGCUAAGUGCUAGCUCAAACUCAGACGACUCUCACUCACUCUACUGUCUACUGUCUCCCCUUUCACUUCUACUCUCUCUCUUCGAUCAAUCUCUCCAAUCUGUCUCCUCCUCUAGGGUUUGCAGUCUCAUCAAAGUCCAAAUCUAUGUGAAGAAGUCUGAAAUUUUCUGAAGAGAGAUGACUGAUGCAAGCCCCAUGCGCAUUGAUGGGAGCACCACUGGCCAUGGUGAUAGUGGUGGAAAUACAACAGCUGAUACGUCAUCACAAGGGAACCAAGGCCUUACUACUCCAUGCCCACCCAAUGUGAGUACUACUGCUGAAGCUGCUACUAAGGGUAGAAAAAGAUCUUGGGUUUGGGAACAUUUUACUAUGGUUGGAGGUGGAGAUUCUAAAAAAGCAAGAGCGGCUUGUAAGUAUUGUGGGACUGAUUAUGCAGCUACUAGCGCAAAUGGGACAAAAAACUUGAUUGCACACAUUUUAAAGCAAUGCAAGAAAUACCCAAAUAGCAUAGGUAAGAGCCAAAGCACCCUAGCAUUUGAAUUUACUACUGAUGGAGGUAGUGGUGAUCUUUUUGCAGUACCUUUUAGUGUUGAGGAUUGUAGGCGAGCAUUAGUUGAGAUGGUGAUCCUAGAUGAGCUUCCAUUUAGGAUUGUGGAGGGUGAAGGUUUUAAGAGAUUUAUGCGUGUAGUUUGUCCCAAGUGGACUACAAAUAAAAUACCAAGUCGGAUGGCAAUUGCAAGAGAUUGUUUCAAUGUCUUUUUGAGGGAAAAGAAGAAGCUAGGGAAAGCUCUUAGGGGCCAAAGAAUUUGCCUUACCACAGAUACUUGGACAUCUGUGCAAAAUUUAAACUAUAUGUGUCUGACGGUACACUUUAUUGAUGACAAUUGGACAUUGCACAAAAGAAUAAUCAAUUUUUGUGUAGUGGACAACCACAAAGGUGUCACACUUGGAAGGGCAGUCGAAUCGUGUUUGUUUCAAUGGAAGCUGAAGAAGAUUCUUACUCUUACUGUUGACAAUGCAAGUUCCAAUAGUAGUUUGAUUGAGUUCUUGAAGGAUAAGACGAAAGAAAAGAAGGAUACUCUUUUAGAAAAUGAGUUCUUGCAUGUCAGAUGUUAUGCUCAUAUUUUGAAUCUUAUAGUUCAUGAGGGGUUAAAAGAACUGGAUGAGUCGAUAGCAAAGAUAAGGAAUGUUGUGAGGUAUGUAAGAUCUUCACCACAAAGGUGGAGUAAACUUCAGGCAUGUGCGGAGAGGGAGACAAUAUCAAGUAAAAGUCAACCUUGCCUAGAUGUACCAACAAGGUGGGACUUUACUUACAUGAUGUUGGAUAAGGCCCAAAAAUUUCAAAAGGCGUUUGAAAGAUUGGAGGAGGUCGACAAGAAUUUCCUCCCUACUUUGAGAGAGGGGGAGGAGGACGAAGAUGGUGAUGAUGGAAAUUGUGGGCAAAGUAAGAAAGGUAAGAACGUUUUUGGGCCUCCGGAGAGGGAAGAUUGGAUCAAAGUUAGGUUGUUUGUGAAGUUCCUUCAACUUUUUUAUGAUGCUGCAUUGCGGUUUUCAGGCUCCAAGGCUGUUACUGCAAACCAAUUUGUUCCAGAAUUGAUGUUGAUUCGAGAUACAAUCGAAGAGGAGUGUUUAAAUGAGAAUGAGUCAUUGAAGAAAAUGGCGAUGGAUAUGAAAUCAAAAUUUAAUAAAUAUUGGGAGAAUCUUGACAAUCAAAAUUUAUUGUUGUAUGUUGCAGUUGUUCUUGAUCCUCGAUACAAAUUGCGAUAUGUUCAUUUUGCUUUUAAGGGACUCUAUCAUGAUAUUUCUAAGGUGGAUGAGAAGACAGAACAAGUGAAAGAUGCUUUGGUUCGAAUGUAUGAAGCAUACCUGAAAAAUGAGAAGGGAAGGGAUGCACAAAAUAAUAUGUCUACACAAUUGUCGCAGGGGUCAAGUGGAAGUAGUAGCAGUGGGCCUUUGAGUGUGAGACGAUCUUUGAGGAUGGCUCAAUUUAUGAGAGAAAUUGAGGAGGAGAAUUCUUUAGAGAAGAAGUCUGAGGUGGAAAGGUAUUUAGAAGAGGGUUUGGCAAAACUUGAUGGAUAUUUUGAUAUAUUGAAUUGGUGGAAGGCUAAUUCUUGUAGAUUUCCUGUGCUUUCCUUGGUUGCUCGUCAUGUUCUUGCAAUCCCUGUAUCAACUGUAGCUUCUGAAUCUGCAUUUAGCAUAGAAGGCCGUGUGCUUGAUCCUUUUCGCAGCUCUUUGUCUCCUAGGAUGGUUGAGGGCCUCCUUUGUGCGCAAGAUUGGCUUCGUUCUUCUUCUACUCCAAUAAGCCUUCAAAAGGCACUGGAAGAUGUUGAGGAAUUUGAAAAGCUUGACUCAGAACUUGGUGAACUUACGAUUGCGGAUGAAGAAAAUCCUAAUGCAUCACUAGUAAAACAACAGCAGCAGCAGCAGCAACAACAAGAAGUACCAACGCUAACAUGGCCAGAGAAUAGCGAGCUUGAUCUUGAUUGGAUCAAGAAUCUGAUAUCGACCUUUGACUGGUCUUCCAAGAAUCUACCACCCUCGGAAUUCCAGUCAGUACUUCCAGUUCAAGUCUUUGAUACUCUGAUUCUUGCCGCAUCGAAGAUCCUCCACGAGGAACCUAAUUGUCUCACAAUUGAUCCUGACAAGUCGAGCACUGCCGUUGUUGUCGGUGACAUUCAUGGCCAAAUGCAUGAUCUCAUCUUUCUAUUGAAACAAGCUGGGUUUCCUUCUCAAAAUCAAUUCUUUGUAUUCAAUGGUAAUUAUGUCAAUCAUGGAGCUUGGGGCCUUGAGACUUUUCUUCUCUUGUUGGCCUGGAAGGUCUUUAUGCCAGAUAGAGUAUUUCUUCUCCGUGGAAAUCAUGAAUCCAAGUAUUGCACCUCUGUUUAUGGCUUUGAGAAGGAGGUGCUGACAAAAUAUGGAGAGAAAGGUGAGCAUGUGUAUCAGAAAUGUUUGGGGUGCUUCGAAGGGCUUCCUUUGGCCUCUGUUAUAGCGGGAUGUGUAUUUACCGCUCAUGGAGGGCUUUUCCGCAGCAUACCUUUGACCCAAUCAAAGACAUCGAAAGGGAAGAAGAAGAGUCGUAAACUAAGUUCCAACUCUGAGCCCGAGUCAUUAUCUCUUGGUUCUUUGGAGGAAUUAUCUAGAGCUCGAAGGUUUGUUCUUGAUCCUCCAGUUGAAGGCUUAAAUCUGAUUCCUGGUGAUGUGCUAUGGUCAGACCCAUCAAUGACUCUUGGUCUUUCUCUGAAUAAAGAGCGAAACAUUGGACUAUUGUGGGGUCCUGAUUGCACUGAAGACUUCCUCAAAAAGUUCAAUCUAAAGUUAAUCAUCAGAUCACAUGAAGGCCCUGAUGUGAGGGAAAAGAGGACUGGUUUUGGAGGAAUGGAUGAAGGAUAUACCAUUGAUCAUGUUGUGGAGUCAGGGAAGCUGAUCACUGUGUUUAGUGCUCCAGACUACCCGCAGUUUCAGGCAACAGAGGAAAGAUACAAAAAUAAAGGGGCGUACAUUGUUCUGGAACCCCCUAAUUUUGAUAAUCCAAAUUUUUACAGCUUUGAAGCAAUCGCUCCAAGACCACAGGUGAAUCCCUAUUAUGACUAUGUAAAUGUGAUUGACUCUAAUAAAGAAUUGGACCUGGCAUCAAUGGAUCCUAUUGAGGAACUUCCAUAGGUUGACAAUCAAACACAGCUACAAGUAGGCGAAUCAGUGUUCUGAUGCACUGGCUAAGUUUGGCACUAGCCAAUCUACUGACUAUGUUAUUUUUGAUAGCCCACCACUUGUGGUGGAAAAUUUGGUGGCUUUUGAUAAAUCCGAGCUAUUUAUAAUAGAUUUAUUUGCAGUUAAUAUAUUUGCACUGUCGUAUUAUCAUUAUAUGAUAUUUUGGAUGAUACUUCCCAAGCUAGUAUCCGAUAUGUAGAUGUAAAAAAUUAAAAAUGAUUUGGUCAUGUUCAAUGUCUUAGGAGUUCAUGGAUUUAAGUAUAUGAGUUGGGUUCAAGUUGUAUAUGGAGUAAAAUUUAUGAGUGUACAUCACUUAAUAACUUUUUACUGGAUUCUUCAAA